Molecule: messenger RNA, 1084 nt
Organism: Nicrophorus vespilloides
Lineage: Eukaryota; Metazoa; Arthropoda; Insecta; Coleoptera; Silphidae
Product: venom protease-like
Exons: 6
Coding region: 41-1084 (347 amino acids)
Biological process (GO): proteolysis
Molecular function (GO): serine-type endopeptidase activity
Source: RefSeq, a predicted model, not a curated record
UUCCGCAUAUGAAUUGAAAUCAACGAAGGCCGAGUAUAUAAUGACUAAGAGUCCAGUAAUGCGAAUACGUAACGUAAGCUUAAAUAUGUUCCAUUUCUAUCAAGUUAUCGCGUUGUUUUUGUUGACAAUUGUAUCAAAAGUGCACAUGGAAACAAACGACGUCAAAUGCGAGAAUGCAACGAAGAUAUGCGAAAACAUUUGGUAUUGCAAGAACAAUUCGUAUCCUGAUAAAUACAAAGCAUGCGGCCACGACGAUUUAGUGGACAGAGUUUGCUGCGAUCCCGAAUACCCACCAACCAAAAGCAGGAAAUAUUGCGAUUCAAUGCACAAAAAGGUUGUAUUCGAUGAGUACGGCAACCAAGAUUAUAGCUCUAUAAUACCUGCGAGUUAUAACACUCCAAGCAUUGCUGCUUUAGGUCAUCGUAAUGAGUCUUCGACAAGUUGGGUGUGUGUUGGGAGUUUGAUUAAUAACAAAUACGUAUUGACUGCAGCUAAAUGCUUUAAUAACCAAACCAUAAAUAUUGUUCGUUUAGCUGAUAUGGAUUUGAACAAAAAUGAUAAUGAUGCUAAUACUCAGGAAUAUGGAGUGCUAAGACAUAUCAUUCAUUCAAAAUAUAAAUAUCCUUUUGCAUACAACGACAUCGCGGUCAUUGAAUUGAAUGACACUGUUACAUUCACAAAAUUCGUAAGUCCUAUUUGCGUUUACGAUGAUGCGAAAAUAAGGGAACCACUGUGGAAAGAAGUUGGAUACAAACAUUUAAUCUACAGAUUAAUACAGGUGCUGAGGCUAAGAAGUCGCGCGUGCAAUCUCUACUUUGACAACGAUAAGUUUGCUAAUCUCGUACCUUUCGGAUUAGACCCAGAUACACAGAUUUGUGCUAGCUCCCCUUCGUACCAUGACACAUGUCAGUCGCAACUUGGAGCACAGUUGCAAACUUUCGAUCUAAAUUACGUCGGUGCUACAUUUCUUAUAGGAAUAACGACGAUUCCUAAACCAUGCAGCUACACCAACGAACCCGGUCUUUACACAAGAGUUUCCCAUUACGCUCCGUGGAUAGAGUCUAUCGCAUUUCCAGAUGAUUAA